UGGGUAAAGGGAGUCAUGAUUCGCUGCAUGUUAAAUAUCUGGGGAGUCAUUCUGUACCUGAGGUUACCAUGGAUCACUGCCCAAGCUGGCAUAGGUUUAACCUGGCUCAUCAUUCUUCUUUCUGUUGCUGUCACAACCAUCACUGGGCUUUCUGUCUCAGCCAUCUCCACCAAUGGAAAAGUUAAAUCAGGUGGAACCUACUUUUUGAUCUCUCGAAGUUUGGGCCCAGAACUUGGUGGAUCCAUUGGCCUUAUCUUUGCCUUUGCCAAUGCUGUAGCAGUUGCCAUGCAUACAGUUGGCUUUGCUGAGACUGUUCGAGAUUUGAUGAUGGAAUACAACUGCACAAUAGUUGAUCCAGUCAAUGAUAUCCGGAUCAUCGGGGUGAUCACCGUCACUGUUUUGCUGGCCAUUUCUCUGGCAGGAAUGGAGUGGGAAGCCAAGGCUCAGAUUGUGUUUUUCCUUGUGAUCCUGGUAUCCCUGGUUAACUAUGCCAUCGGCACAGUCAUCCCAGCAACAGAAGAGAAACAGUCAAUGGGAUUCUUCAACUACAAAGCAAGUAUUUUUGCUGAAAACUUCAUCCCUCACUGGCAAGGAGAGAGUGGAUCCUUUUUUGGCAUGUUCUCCAUUUUCUUCCCAUCAGCCACUGGAAUUCUGGCAGGAGCCAAUAUCUCUGGAGACCUCAAGGAUCCUGCAGUUGCUAUUCCCAAAGGAACUCUACUGGCAAUCUUCUGGACAACAAUAUCCUACCUGGCAGUUUCAGCUACAAUAGGUUCAUGUGUCCUGCGGGAUGCCUCUGGGAACAUUAAUGACACACUGGAAGCUGCAUUAAAUGAGACACUGGUACCUGAGCUGAAUGGCAUAGCGAUCGGCAACGCUACAUCAGACUGUGAAGGACUGGAGUGCAACUAUGGUUGGAAUUUCACUGACUGUCGAACAAAUGAGAACUGUCAGUAUGGACUGAUGAAUUACUAUCAGACUAUGAGUAUGGUGUCUGGUUUCGCUCCUCUCAUCACUGCGGGAAUCUUUGGAGCUACACUUUCCUCAGCUCUGGCCUGCCUUGUUUCUGCCCCCAAAGUGUUCCAGUGUCUUUGUGAGGACAAGCUGUAUCCUGUAAUCGGAUUCUUUGGAAAAGGUUAUGGGAAAAAUAAGGAGCCAAUCAGAGGCUACAUACUUGCUUUCCUCAUUGCAGUUGGGUUCAUUCUGAUUGCGGAACUCAACACCAUUGCUCCAAUCAUCUCCAAUUUCUUCCUGUGCUCCUACGCCCUCAUUAACUUCAGCUGUUUCCAUGCAUCUAUUACCAACUCCCCAGGUUGGCGGCCCUCAUUCCACUAUUACAACAAGUGGAUAGCACUGCUUGGUGCAGGAAUAUCGGUGGUCAUCAUGUUUCUCUUGACUUGGUGGGCGGCUGUCAUUGCUGUGGGCAUCAUUGUCUUCCUUCUGGGUUAUGUGACAUACAAGAAACCAGAUGUGAAUUGGGGUUCAUCGGUACAAGCUGGCUCCUACAACAUGGCUCUGACCUACUCUCUCAGCCUUAGUGGAGUGGAAGACCACGUUAAGAACUUCAGGCCUCAGUGCUUGGUACUAACAGGCCCACCUAACCUGCGUCCAGCUUUGGUCGACUUUGUUGGCACCUUUACCAAGAAAGUAAGCCUGAUGAUCUGCGGAAAUGUUGUAAUGGAAACUAGUAAAAUCACAGCAACAGCAUCUGAAAGCUGGAAGGGGCACACCAAGUGGCUGGAGAAGAGAAAGAUACGUUCCUUUUACACUGAUAUAAGGGCAACAAAUCUGAGAAGAGGAGCAGCUUACCUGAUGCAGGCAUCAGGACUUGGAAAGCUCAAGCCAAACACCAUUGUAAUGGGAUUCAAGAAUGACUGGCAAGAAGAUUCCCUUGAAAACCUGGAGAAUUACGUUGGGGUCAUCCAGGAUGCAUUUGACUGUAAUUUUGCUGUAUGUAUCCUGAGGAUGAAGGAAGGGCUGUACAUUUCCAGAAUGAUGGAGAUUCAUGUGAAUGAAGCCUUCCAGUCUGAUGAAGAUCUCUCAAAAGACAGCUACAAAGAGAGUUCCUCUCGGUGCACUGCAGAUGCUCCAGAAUACCCAGUUGUAGAUGGAGAGAGCAGAAGCAUUUUCCAGUGUAAACAGGCCAAGAAAUACAUAGACAUCUACUGGCUGUGCGAUGAUGGAGGUCUCACCAUUUUGGUUCCAUACCUGCUGUCCCGCAGGAAGAGAUGGGGCAACUGUAAGGUCCGUGUGUUUAUCAGCACAAGCACAGAAAAGAGUGAUCAGGAGAAAGAAGCCAUGAAAUCCUUGCUCAGCAAGUUCCGUCUUCGGUUCAAGGAAAUUGUGGUGCUCACAGACACUGAUCAAAAGCCUCAUCCUGAAAGCAUGAAGGUAUUUGAAGACCUAGUAGCCCCUUACAGACUGAAUGAUGGGAUGAAAGCAGAUAGCACAGUGCAAGAGCUGAAGAGUGAGAACCCCUGGAAGAUUUCUGAUCAGGAGUUGCUAUGGCACAUUAAAAAGUCAGAAAAGCAGGCCAGACUUAAUGAGAUUAUGAAAGAGAACUCCCAGGAUGCUGCCCUCAUUGUAAUGAGCUUACCAGUUGCAAGAAGAGAUGCAUGCCCAAGCACCCUCUACAUGGCCUGGCUUGAGACAUUGUCACAUGGUUUAAAUCCACCUGUGCUACUCAUUCGAGGAAACCAACAGAAUGCCAUCACUUUCUAUUGUCAGUAAAAGUAGGAACCAAUGGUUAUCCAGUUAAAAAGAACUUCACCCACUAAGUAAACUGUUUUAACUUUUUGUUGCGGCAAUCACAACCCAGAGGAAGACAGCAAAGAUCCAGUUCCAUGGAUACAAAUACAUUCUGAUCAGUAUGUGUGUGUUGUUCCCCAUUUCCAGGCAAAUACAGCAAUAAGACUGCCAAUCACAGUCACA
Protopterus annectens (West African lungfish) is the source of this 2928-nucleotide messenger RNA. RefSeq names its product solute carrier family 12 member 3-like. The coding region runs from base 16 to 2727 and encodes 903 amino acids. Lineage: Eukaryota; Metazoa; Chordata; Ceratodontiformes; Protopteridae. Gene Ontology annotation, molecular function: sodium:potassium:chloride symporter activity. Gene Ontology annotation, cellular component: membrane. Gene Ontology annotation, biological process: potassium ion import across plasma membrane; sodium ion transmembrane transport; sodium ion homeostasis. The record is from RefSeq and is a predicted model, not a curated record. The transcript is spliced from 25 exons.